Rubroshorea leprosula is the source of this 631-nucleotide messenger RNA. Lineage: Eukaryota; Viridiplantae; Streptophyta; Magnoliopsida; Malvales; Dipterocarpaceae. The record is from the annotation of a GenBank genome assembly.
AUGAGCUUGAUGAUAUUAGACCUAGCUGAAAAACAAGCAAGAGAUAGCAAGGCAAUGCAACAGAUGCAAGAGGAAAUAAGGUAGGUUAAGCAAUAAUGAGAAUCAAUGCAACGUAUGCUGGAAGAUAUGGGCAGGAUGCAGGCUGCUCUAUUGCAGCAAUUCACUGCUUUUACUUCAUAUGGGAUGUGCCCCCUUAGUGCUAACCCAUCAUUGACUUAUGCUGGGCAAGCAUUUCCUGUAGUAGGGUCAUCAUAUCCUACCACUGGCCCAUCUUUUCUACAUGCAAUGCUAAUGCAACUCCCAAUAGAACCUGCAUUCCCCAUGGGUCAAAUGGGGGGACAAUCAGAAGCUCCCGAUACAUCCCUGGUAAAUGCCCUGCUAGAUGAUUAUGGUUACCUGUCGAGAUUUGAUACAGAUUACCAAGGUCCAUUUGGGCCCGAAUGAUGAGUGUGCAUAUUCCUGCAAUUUGAUCGAAACACUUUCAGUUUUCAGAUGGAUGAUUUUAAUUUGCUAUGACAUGGGUGGUGCAUAUGCAAGUUGGGAUUGAAUGGUUUGUAGUAAUAUUAAUUGAAUUGCUGUGAGUUGCAAGUUUAGAAUAUGCAAAUGGUCAUAUUAAAUGCUACAUGUGGUA